GGUUUUUUGGUUAGAACGGUUGGAUCAAACAGGUGCCCCGUUUCGCGUGAUUUUGCGACAAUUUCCUCCCUUUUUUAAAUAGUUUUCUGACCUGCUAGUGUUAUAUUUAUAAUUUAAACUUAUUGCUAAGUAAUACGUUAGUUUGGAUGUUGUUGAAAAAAAGGGUUGAAGCCAAUAUUUGCGAAUAUUGUUUUGGCUGUGACGCUAUGCAUUUCUGAGUGUAGCGUGGUGUUUUGCACCAAAAAAAAAAGGAUUUGUAAAACUUUGGCGUCUUCAAAGACUUUUAGGAAUUUCCUCAGAGAAUCAAAAUGGGGGACGAUUUAAUUCGUGUGGCUGUUCGGAUAAGGCCACUUGUCCCAUCAGAAAUAGAGAAAGGAUGCCAAGAAUGCCUUAAUGUAGUUCCUGGCGAACACCAAAUUCAAAUAAGACCCACCGACAAAGCAUUCACUUUCAAUUACGUUUUUGAUUCAGACAUUGGGCAAGCUGAAUUUUAUGAGACUGCAAUUCAAAAAAUGAUCACCCACAUAUUUCAAGGCUACAAUGUAACUAUCCUCGCCUAUGGCCAAACGGGAAGUGGUAAGACCCAUUCGAUGGGUACCAACUAUUCCGAAACGAGUGAAAAUAUUGGCGUGAUUCCUCGUGCAGUAGAUGAUAUAUUCCAAACCAUAAAAUCGCAAGAAGAGUGGGAUUAUAAAGUGACGGUCGCUUUCAUGGAGCUUUAUCAGGAACAACUCUACGAUUUAUUGGCUCAAAAACAGAGAAGUCAAUGUAUCGUGGACAUCCGGGAAGACGCGAAGAAUAUAAAAAUUGUAGGCCUUACGGAAAGACCUGUUUUAAACGCUAAGGAAACGUUACAGUGUUUGGCUGAGGGUUCUCUUUGUCGAGCGACUGGAGCGACUGCGAUGAACAGCCAAAGCAGUCGCAGUCACGCGAUAUUCACAAUAUCAGUUCACCAAGAGAAAAAAAAUGAUCCAACCAACGCAAGGACAGCAAAGUUCCAACUCGUUGAUCUGGCUGGCUCAGAGAGGAGUAAAAAGACUCAAGCUACUGGAGAGCGAUUCAAGGAAGGUGUAAAUAUAAAUAAAGGCCUCCUAGCUCUUGGAAAUGUAAUUUCACAACUAGGAGAGUGUGGCACGGCAUCUUAUGUUGGGUAUCGAGACAGCAAACUCACGAGGCUUUUGCAAGAUUCCCUCGGUGGAAACUCGAUGACGCUGAUGAUUGCUUGCGUGAGUCCUGCAGAUUACAAUCUCGAUGAAACUCUGAGCACUCUGAGAUACGCGGAUCGAGCCCGUAAGAUUAAGAACAAACCAGUGAUUAAUCAAGAUCCUCAAGUAGCCGAAAUAAAUCGCCUGAAGAAGGUAAUUCAAGACUUGAAGAGUUCGAGGUUAAGUCAAGAAAUUCAAGGUCUUGUCAGCUGUCCUCCUGAGCAUCAAGAAUUAGAGGAAAAGAAUCAGCUCAUGCAAAAGAAGUUGAGAGCUCUGACAGAGAAACUGAGUGCUCACUUGAUCGAGUUAGUUCACAUGCACGAGCGAGCAGAACUGGCGGAACAGUCGAGAGAGAAGUUUAAGUCUGCGAUGGUGAGCAUCUCCGAAGAGUGCAAAGAACUUAUGGAUCAGUUUGAAACGUCACCAGAAGACACAGAAGGACAUCAGAAGAAAUUGGAGUCUAUUCGGCUCAAAAUUCUUGAUCUGCAAAAGGACCAGAAGAAGACUGCUGAGGAACUUGUGAACCAUGAUUUAACUUCUGGUUCGCAAUCAUCGACAUCCCCGAUAACGGAGGACGAUGAAGGUGGAGACGCGAAUGAGACCUACGACCUGGACGAAAAGCAUGAAGAACACACUCUCCGACAAGCACAGACAAUCGACCAAGUGCAGACGAUAACGAGAGAGCUUGCCAUUAAAGAAGAGCUGGUCUCCAAGCUCCUUCAAAACGUUAACGAUGAGAUCGACCAAUCGCAUGCUGUUCGCGACAUGGAACUCGAAAUAAAUAAACUGCAGGCUGAAAAGGAGGAACUUCAGCAGCAAUUAAAUAAUGUGCAGAACAACAAAGCUGCCUCGCGAUUGGCAGAGACUCGGAGAAAAAAGGUCCAAGAGCUGGAGAAGAAAAUUGCGGAUAUGACCCGCAAGUGUUUGGAGCAGAACAAAGUUAUCAAGCAGAAGGAAAAGUCGGAUCAGCAGAUCAAGAACUUGGCGAACGAGAUUCAGUCCUUGAAGCAGACGAGAGUGAAAUUGAUUCGGCACAUGCGUACGGAGGCUGACCGGUUCAGCAAGUGGAAACUCUCCAGGGAGCGGGAACUUUCAAAGCUCAAGGAGCAGGAUAGGAAGCGAGUUAAUCAAAUGGCAAAACUCCAGACGCAAUAUACUAAACAGCAAAAUGUCAUGAAAAGAAAAAUGGAAGAGGCUCAUUCCGUCAAUAAGAGGCUGAAGGAUGCUUUGGAAAAGCAGAGAAAGGUUCAGCAAAAGAGGAACGAGAAAACGACUAAUAAAGACAGCAUCCAGUCAUGGGUUUCUCAAGAAAUGGAGGUUCUUCUCAGCACUGUGGAUGCGGAAUGUUCGUUGGAAAGAUUGAUGCAAGACAGAGCUCUUUUGGUUAAUCAAUUAAAGGGUCUCCGGGAUAAGAAGGACGAUUACGAACCAUCUGUGUUCCAGAAACAAGAAGGUGACCUCGUGGAAUUUAUCGAAUUGAGGAACACACAAAUUACUGACCUUCAACAGAAAAUAUUAGAGUCUGACCAAGAAAACCAGGCCAACAGUAGAUGGCAAAGUCUUAUAUCUAUUAGAGACGCAAAAAUUGCUCUCAAGAGUCUUUUUGACAUUACAGCCGAAGACAGGAAGAAACGCUAUGUGAUGAAUUGUGAGAUUGAUGAUUUGAAGGACGAAGUGGAGAAGUUGAAGAACUCAAUAAGAAAGCAGGAGAUUCGCGAAAAAGAGCAGAAGCUUAUUCCCUUGUACAAUUCUCCUGCGGUGGUGAAGAAAGACAAUAAGGAGCUGCUGGAACAGAUAGAAUAUUAUAAAAAUCGCUGCGAGCAACUGGAAAAAGAGGCAAUGGAAAAGUCAAUGGAGCACCAUUCCAAGAAGAAGAAGGCACCCAAGCCGAAGAGUUUGCUGGAAACUCCAGAUUAUAAUGCUAUCCUCUUAACCGACGAGAGCAUUGUUGAUGAUGACGUUGAGAAUGAUCCUGACUGGAUUAAAACACCUCUUUAUAAUCGCAUCCAAAAACUUAUGAACAAUACGAGAAAUAUACCUGUAGAAAAUCGCGGGGCUAUGAAAAGAUCGUCGGACGGCGAGAUCAAAUGUGCUUGUAAAACGAAAUGUUCGACUCGACUUUGCAGUUGUAGAAAGAACGAUCUUGCCUGCAGUAAUUGCAACUGCAAUCCAGAAAAUUGCCAAAAUAAGAGCGAAGAUAAUACCCGGCGUACCUUGUUCCCCGAUUUAUCUGCAAACGAUGAAGUAAAACGGCCACGGUUAAACAAGACGGAUCAGUCCAGUCCUGAAUCAGAUGCUAAUAACGAAUCAUUAUGAUUAUCGUCCACACCAGUAACCUGUAUAAUUUUGAAUCUCAAUUUUAUUAUUGUAUAUUAAGUAGCUUUAAUUCGUUUUUAUUAUUAAGAGGCUCUUAAAUAAUGAAGUACUAAUCUUUCGGCACUUGACUUAAAUUGUACAUUGGAAAAAAAACUUCUGUUUCAAUAUUGAAAGAGAUUCUUUUUUAAG
Belonocnema kinseyi is the source of this 3710-nucleotide messenger RNA. RefSeq names its product chromosome-associated kinesin KIF4 (gene Klp3A). Gene Ontology annotation, molecular function: microtubule binding; ATP binding; microtubule motor activity. NCBI's taxonomy places the organism in Eukaryota, Metazoa, Arthropoda, Insecta, Hymenoptera, Cynipidae. The record is from RefSeq and is a predicted model, not a curated record. The transcript has 12 exons. The coding region runs from base 309 to 3521 and encodes 1070 amino acids. Gene Ontology annotation, biological process: microtubule-based movement; mitotic spindle organization.